Molecule: messenger RNA, 1154 nt
Organism: Stegastes partitus (bicolor damselfish)
Lineage: Eukaryota; Metazoa; Chordata; Actinopteri; Pomacentridae
Product: synaptic vesicle glycoprotein 2B-like
Exons: 7
Coding region: 279-1154 (291 amino acids)
Biological process (GO): transmembrane transport
Cellular component (GO): neuron projection; synaptic vesicle membrane
Molecular function (GO): transmembrane transporter activity
Source: RefSeq, a predicted model, not a curated record
GCUGCACUGCAUAUGUACACAUUUGUUUUUCUAUUUGAAGAUCAAUAGUCCGAAAGUUACGGUAUUAUUUCCAGUAUAAUGUGUGAUGAUGAUGUGGUUCCACAAACAACAGCACGUUGUGAGCAGGAGAACUGGCCUCAUGUAUAAAACUGUUCUUAGAUUUACACUCAGUCUUAAGGUGAGUGUAAAGUUCUCGGUGUGUGUUUUUCACAUCUGUCCAGGUGUUGAGGAACGUGGCGUCUCUCCUGUCGGCAGAGCUGAGGUUCGCGACUCUCUUCAUGGCCAUUAUCUGGUUCUGCAUGGCCUUCAGUUAUUAUGGUCUGUCAGUUUGGUUCCCCGACAUGAUCAAACACCUGCAGUACGAAGAAUACGAGUCCAAGGUGAAGGUGUUCCACAGAGAACGAGUGGAGAACUUCCACUUCAACUUCUCUCUGGAGAACCAGAUCCAUAAAGAAGGAGAAUACAUCCGGGACAUGUUCGUCAGUAUAGAGAUGAAGUCAGUGACGUUUGAGGACUCUCUGUUUGAAGACUGUCACUUUAAGGACGUCAAGUUCACAGACACAGUGUUUGACAACUGCACCAUCCGCUCCACCGUCUUCUACAACACAGACCUGUGGGAGGAGAAGUUCGUCAACUGUAAGAUGGAGAACGUCACCUUCGAGCACAACAAGCGCGGCUGCCACCUGGACACCACGGAGGAGAACGACGUGCUCAUCUACCUGGUCAGCUUCCUGGGCAGCCUGGCGGUGCUGCCGGGAAACAUCAUCUCAGCGCUGUUCAUGGAGAAGAUCGGCAGGGUCAAGAUCAUAGGUGGCUCCAUGCUCAUCUCAGCAGGCUGCACCUUCUUCCUGUUCCUGAGCUUCAGCCAGUCGGCCAUCAUCGCCCUGCAGUGUCUGUUCUGUGGCGUCAGCGUGGCGGCGUGGAACGGCAUCGAGGUGGUGACGGUGGAGCUGUACCCCGCCUCAAAGAGGGCGACGGCGUUCGGCGUGCUCAACGCUCUGUGUAAGCUGGCCGCCGUCCUCGGCAGCUCCAUCUUCGCCAGCUUCGUGGGCAUCACCAAAGCCGUGCCCAUCCUGCUGUCCUUCGCCGCUCUGGUGUGCGGCGGCCUGGUGGCGCUCAAACUGCCCGACACGCGACAGAAGAUCCUGCAGUGA